Messenger RNA from Culex pipiens pallens (northern house mosquito), 9828 nucleotides. RefSeq lists its product as uncharacterized. The transcript is spliced from 6 exons. The coding region runs from base 626 to 6601 and encodes 1991 amino acids. NCBI's taxonomy places the organism in Eukaryota, Metazoa, Arthropoda, Insecta, Diptera, Culicidae. Gene Ontology annotation, cellular component: nucleus. The record is from RefSeq and is a predicted model, not a curated record.
AAAAAAAAAGAGUCACAGGCCUUAAAGAUGAAAAGUUUCCUCCUCCGGACGAGUUUUUAGGGUGCGCGUUUUAAAGUUGCGAUUUUUACCAGGGAAAAGUUUAACUUUAAUGGUUGAAAAGUUUUCCAAAACAGCACCCGGGUGCACCCGAACCGGACGGGGACAAGUUUGGCCGUGAUCCGGGCGGUCGAGCGGUGGAAAACGCGCUGCGGAAAAUUGAUCUGGAAUUGGAUUUGCUGCGAGCGACGGCGGACCAGAGCUCUGGGGUAGGAAAAUUUUCUGCGCCCAAAAAUCCCCACACAUUCGCCAUCAUCGUCGUCGCGGGGCUGGCAUUCAGCCUCCAGCAGCUUCAGCGAGGGGAGGGGGGAAGGUUGAUAAAAGUUAGACAUUUUAUUUGAUUGCAAUGUGAAAGUGAGUGAGAGUGAAAUUACGCCAUGGAACUCGGUCGGAACGGGAAGACGACGUCGUCCGGAAAACGCGACGCCACCCGCGGGAAGUGAAGAAAAGUGCCAGGUUUUUUCGCCACUUUUCAAACGCACCGAAAAUGGAGUAGAAGUGAAGGAUUUCUCGAGGGAUAAAGAGGAGAUAAGGAAAAGAAGGGAUAGCAAAAAAAAAGGUCGACGGAAUGCAGGAUACGAUGCCAAAGGCGCUCGAUAGCGACACGGAGUCGGAGAUCCCAGCCAGUGUGCAGAGCAACAACAACAGCGAACCCAACACGGACAUUGACGAGAAACCGGAAGUGGACGCCCUGUGCGCCAGGCUCGGCAAAAUCGAACCCGGAACGCUUCCACCUACCACCAACGGUCCUGCCCCGACCAAUGGCAACUGCAGCGACACCGACAGCUCGGUCAGCAUGGCCAGCAGUGCCCGGCUGACGACGACGCCCUCCCUCGUGGCCACCGGAAGUGGCAACCUGUCCGAUGGGCCGUCCUCCCUCCCCGCUCCUCCUCCCACCCUGUUGCCCAAGGUCAACCCAAACGCGACCCCUCCAACGACCCCCACCAAAGACCGAGGCGCGUCCGGAUAUGGGUCCGGUUCCGGCGGGACCACUUCCAACCCGGAUCGCGUCAAAAAGUACCGCCACCAGCACUUUAGCAAAAACAUCUACAUCGGAACGAAGAACGCCGAAAAGUGGGACACGCUGCGGAACCUGCUGCAGUUCAAGAACGACGUCGAGUUUGUGUCCUUUCUGCUCCGGCUGGCCGAGCUGGACGAGCGGAAGCGGAAGGUGGCGCGGGCGGCGGGGAACGGAUUAAACGGUGAAGAUCUGCACCGCGACGACGAAUCGCUGCACAACGUUCUUCCAAGCAUGUUGGCAAGCUCCAAGGUCGACGGCAAACCUAGUGCUAAGAAAACCAAAAGAGUACAAUUCCAAGAUAGUGUAAAUAUAAUCAACGACAACAACAGCAGCUGUAGUCUGCGCACUUCCGGUGGCGGCGGCGGCGGCGUCGGCGGUGAGGACAACGGUGGCGUGUUUGACUUCCAUGAAGACGAAGAAGACGGGGACGGGGCGGAGGUCGAGUUUAGACGGCGUCGAGCACGGUCCCAGCAGCCGCUCCGAUCGCCGGGUCCACCGGACGGGGAUGACCAGCGAGACGAGGAGGCGGCUACGGAUGGGGGAGAUGAGGACGAGGAGCAGUACAUCGUGCAGAAUAUUAUUAAGAAGCUGCCGGGGCGUUUGGGGCAGGGUAACGAGGUUCAGCAGGACUCGAUCAGCAGCACGAUGGGUUCGGUUUCGGAGGACUCGUUGCACACGGAAAUGGAAGUGCUGGACUAUCGUAUAGCGGAGAAGAUCAAGACGGAGCUGGAGGAGAAGCAGAAGCUGGAGCGGAGAUCGUUCAACGAAGAAAUGCCAUCGACUUCCAACUUUUCGGAGCAUUCGGAUCGUCCGUCUGAUGACGAGGGUUAUGACAGUAAGAUCAACAUUAAGAAGCUGGAUAUUCGGAAGGCACCGUUUGAUCCGAAGCUUGGGGCGCACAGGAAAGUAAAGCGCGAAACGGGAUCUGUGGAUCUGCGUAUAGAGUACGAGGAGCAGGACUACAAUCCACUGAACGGCAAUGUAGACGAGCAGAGAAUGCUGUUGCCUCCACCGAAGAAGCCUAGAAAAGCACCUACAACGAAGAACAAAGCCUGCACGGGAUGUGGACUCAAGCAUGGAACGGAUCCGUGUCCACUGAACUCACCACUCGCGGUAAUCAAUAACAAAAUCGAGCUUAAUGAAUGGUUAGAACAGAACGAGGAAAUUAUCAAGAAGCACAAGAUCGUGUUGAAACCGGAAAAUCCGGAGGAGAUGGACGACGAGAACGAGGACGAUUACAAUGACGACGAAGACGAUGACGAGGGCGAUGAGAACGAAGAGAACCAGUACGAGGAGAAGCUGGACAUUCUGCCAUCGUUUGCAGAAACGUCACUUCCACCGGAGUUUGAGCUGCGUUUGGCCCCACUUGCAACGACUUUAAGUACCGUCGCCGCGGCCGGACUCAACACGAGCACGCAAUCGCUAAACAUCGACCCGCACGAUUCGGCGUCUUCCUCGGCGAUACAGCUGAGCGAUUCAAACCCCGCAGCACAACAGCUUCCACCACCGCCAACGGCGGCAUCCGUUACCAACACAAUCAACCACGGACUAAGCGUCUACACCAAGAUCCCCCUGCCGAAGUACACCCAGCUGGGACCCGCCAUCGGGCUGAUCGUGAAGGAGACGGAAAUCCAGGACGACUGCACGAUGCGGUACAUCUUCGAAACGUUCAACGGCACCAAGUCCACGUACUUGAGCAUGGAGAACAAGAACCAAGCCAACUGGUUGCGCUACCUGCGCCCGGCACGGCACCGCGACCAGAAGAACUGCGUGCUGAAGGUACGCAACGGGGACAUUGUGUUUGUGACCAGCGUCGACCUGGAGGUGGGCAGCGAGCUGCUGUACUGGAGCGACGACACCAACUCUGCCUGGGGCAAGAAGAAGAUGGAGAAGACCAACUGCGGCGGCUGCAACCUCAAGUUCGACCACCCGCUGUUCUACCGGACGCACUGCUCGGUCUUUCACGAUCCGGCGUUCAGCCUGACGAUCCGGAAGUACCACUGCAAGGUGUGCGGCAUCGCCGUGCUCGGCAAGGAGAACAUCAUGAAGCACGCGGAAAAGAUGCACGACGGCAAGGGCGCGUACCAGUGCCAGUUCUGCUCCAAGUUCUUCCUGCGGCUCAACUACCUGGAGAUGCACCGGACGUACGGCUGCAGCAUGAACCCGCAGCGGGCCCGGCCGCUGUGCGACUUUUGCGGCCGCAAGUUCUGCCAGCCGCAGAAGCUGAAGGUGCACAUCAAGCGCAUGCACAGCGAUAUGGCCGAGGUGCUGCGCGACUUCCAGUGCAAGCUGUGCUCGAAGCUGCUGGGAUCGCGUGCCGCCCUGCAGCGUCACUCGAAGGAGGUGCACAGCCGGAACUCGGCCGUGGUGAGCUGUCCCCGCUGCCAGAAGCUGUUCCAGAACCGGAGCAACCUGAAGAUCCACAUGCUGACGCAUUCGGGGGUGCGGCCGUUCAAAUGUGCGGAGGGCGAGUGCUCGGCGGCGUUCACGACCAAGCAGUGUCUGCAGUUCCACUACAAGAAGGUCCACGGGUACACCCAGGAGCAGAUGCCGAAGAUCGAGCGGAGCGUGGCGUACACAUUUGACGCGUAUUCUGGUGGUAUGAAUAAUGGAUUGGUUGAUCUCCUUACAGAUGGGCUGCAACGUCGGCAACGGAGGAAACUGGAACCGGGCGAGGAGGGUCAGAGCCAGGGCGAGAAGCGGAAGCGCGCACCGAAGGAACUGCCCGGCAACAUUCUCAAAACGAAGAACAUCCUGGAGUCGUUCAACGAAAUCUGCAAAAAUGACAGCAACUUGUCGUUGCUUUCCACGAAGAUUUCGUCGAUCCUGAACGGGAAUCUUAAAGAUUUCACCAAAAUGACCGGGGGAGUCCCCGGCAUGGAGGGCGAAGGAGUCCGGAAGGAAGAGCUGGACGACGAGCUGGACUCGAACGAGUGCGCAGAGCGUGACGAACGGCUGGAAGCGAUCCAGCGUCACCUGAAUCAACCGUUGCACGAGGACAAGCACGACGACUUUGGUCAGCUGCACUCUCGUCUGUCAAACAUAUCAAGCCACAGUGACCCGAGUGCGAUGCACUACAAACUGUCAAACAAUGAAGACGAGAAGCCGCUGACGGACGCGGAUGGCUUCGGAGACCUGGGCUCGCUCGCGGCCAACCACAAGUACAAGGAAUUUAUGAACAGCGGAAAUCCGGGGCUGGUGAUCAGCAAGGGAAGCAAGAAGUGGAUCAGCGACAACGAUCAUCUUCCGGACGAGAAUAACUCGGAAAGCAUGCUGGCAGCAGCGGCCAACCGUGACUUCCUCACGAAGCUGAUCAUGAACGGCAAUGUUGGCCACAGCAACUCCCAGUCUCAAGCGGUGGAUGACGACGAGGACGACGAUGACAACUCUACCAUACUGGAUGUGGUCGAUUCCAACAAUCAGAACCAGCAAAAUUCAGCCGUUCAAAAUCAACAACAAUCCCAACAACAACAGCAACAACAACAGCAGCAGCAACAACAACAACAAGAGCAACAGUAUACGUCUAGCUUUGCAGGGUUGAACAGUAGUCUGCCGGAUCUUCCAGCGUUCCAGAGUCACACCUUCCCAUCGCACUUUAACCACCAGUCGUUACUCGGAAGCUUCUACAACAACAACAGUGGAGUGUCAGGCCGAAACGCCAUCAACACCAUCCCGACUUCGGCUAGCAUGUUGGUCGAGGCCGCCCUCAACUCGGUCAGCAACAUCAUAAACGAAGCGGAGAUGAACAACAGCAACAACGAAAACAACGAUCUUCACAUAGGGGACAUUGACGGCGGCACGGGAGGCGCCGGUACUGACAACAAUCUACAGUCGGACACCUUCACCACCAGCGGCAUCAACAAUUCCGUCGACGACAUGAAGAUGUUGAAGCCGCACAACUUCCCACUGCAGAUGAACUCGCUGUCGCAGUUCUCAUCACAAUCCCCCGAAGAUGCCAGCAUUAUUCAGGAACGCAACGAAAUGGAAGCGUCGCGACCAAAGUCUCGCGACAAGCUGACCAACUACCCGGACGGUGAGAUGCUCGGCUACUCGGAUCAGCAACACCAGCAACAACAAUCCCAAACCGCACAAUCCCACAAACACACCCCAAGUGUGGAGUCCGUGCGGAGCGAACUAUCACCAGAACAGAACGACUUCAACUACUCAAACUCGAACGGAGCGCAGCGACAGCAGCAACUGGCAACCAACUCACCAGCACGUUCGACGACCUCUCGCCAGAUCUACGCCGAACAUGAUCUCAUAUCUCCAGCGUCAACCCCAUCGCUUCCACGGUACGAUUUCGGCACCGAGAACAACAACAGCUACGCAAGACGGCAGGAGAAGACCAUCAGCUCGCUUGCGUUGGAGAACUUUGAGGCGAACCUCAAAGCCAACAACCACCACAUGCAGCACCUGUCCAGCGACGAGGAUAGCAGCAUCGUGAUCGCGGAGAAUCUGUCAGUGAACGCGAACGCCAGCGAGGCGAAGCUCAAGAUUGCGAACCAAACGAGUGCGGUAGAUUUUAUGGCUUCCAGCAACGGCACCGCCAACAGCAAGUACGACACCGGUCGAAACAACAUCGGGUCCGACCUGUCGACCGAUCUUCGCCUCAAGUACAACGCGGAAUCCAACGUGGACCUGCCGGACUUCCGCUCCGGCAGCACCAUGAACGACACCACUUCCGACUUCCAGGGCCUGGACAUGACAGCGCGGGCCGGUCUUCCGUCGAGUUAUUCACACAGCAACUUCCAGGUCCCGUCCGCGGCGGGAGCGAACCUUAACUUUAACCGAUAUCAUCACCAUAUCUACGACAUUCUCAGCGAACGCGAGCAACACCAGCAGCAGUCCCAGCAACACCAGCACCAACAGCAGCACCAGGAGUUCCAGCUGCAGCAGCAACAACAACAACAGCAGCAACACCAGCAGAUGCAGCACAUGAUCCAGGAUCACAUCGCCCAGCAGCAGCAGCAGCAACAGCAGGACACCGAGUCCGAACAACCGGCGUCAGUCGACCUGAGUCGCACCUCCAACUACCUGGUCCCAUCCCCACCAUCCCCAGCGCUUCCCUACUCGCACCCCCAUCCGGACAUGAUCCGCAUGGUUUCCCUCGACCUGAGCUCCAACAGCGGAGGCAACAUGAUCGUCGGCAACACGCCCCACCACGUGCGCCACCCGUCCUUCCUGUCCUCGCAGAUCCAGCACUCCAACCGGGACCCGCUGCCCGAUCACCACCGACUGCUGGCCAGCGAGCAGCACCGUCUACUGGUCGACCCGGCUGCCCAUCUGAUCUUCGAGCAGAACAACCGGCUGCUGGCGGAAACUCCCGGACCGGCGCCACCUCCGCCGAGGCACGUCGUCUCACCGCAGCGAGGCUUCGGUGCGUACCAUCAUCACCACCAUCACCAGGUCAGCUCGUCGAACUACCAUCACCACUCGGUGAAGCAGAAUCUUACCUCUCCGCCGCUGAAUCAGCACGCUUCCGCGGCCGCCGCGAACUAUCAUCCCUUUCCGACUUACUACUAGGAAGGGGUUGGACGGGGGGAAUAGGUGGUCUCUUUCGGUGCAAUAGCCAUGCAUAACAUGUCAGAAAUUUCUUGUCGGAAUUUUGGAUAAUCGGAUCAUUGGAUAUCCGAAUUGUUAUCCUCCUGUCAAACGCAUCAUUUGAUUUCGACCGCCGUGGUUUGUUUUCAUAAGGUUACCUUUCUUUUGACCUGUUUAAGUCAGUUUUUGUGCGCUCGCUUCCUGAUGUUGAGUUGACAAAUCCUACAGGGAGGCCCUUAAACGUGACAGGUUUUUGUUUACAUUACGAGUCACCCGAAUCAGUGAUAGGGCUUUCUAGGACAAGGCGCUGUCAGUUUACAAGUACACUGUCAGCAUGUUUGUCCACUUUUGCUCGUUGCCCGUUGUUUUUUUUUGCAAGCAGAAACAUAACUAAACUUUUCGGUACCCUCAAGGAGGUAUCAGACUAUGACAAACAAACAAGCAAACUCGUACUUUUGACAGUUUGACAAUGUGUAUGCACUUGUUUGCAGAAAUGUCAGCCUGGCCCAUUGUUUGGCUAGACUUGUGUGACAGUUCAAGCAAAAGUGUAUUGUUUUUUUUACCAAAUUUGUCGGAUACCUAAACGUCAAAUCAGUACACAUUGCUGUCGGAUCUUUUUCCGAAUCUAUUCGAGAUAAUAGCCGGCAGCUAUUUUGUAUGGUUUGAUGUUCGCGGGGAGAGUCUACAAAAUGUAAACAAAAUUCUUCGCGCAUCAGCCAACUCUGCUCACGUCGGUUUAUGUUUACAUUAGGAACGAGCAAGAUUGAUAGUUUAGGACAUAUUAGACUAUGACAAACAAACAAACAAACUCGUUUUUUUCGUGUUUUACAGUUUGCCAAACUCGCAAACAAAGCGACUGGCGUUUCUGCAAACAAAUGCAGGCAAACAAACAAAGCAGGCAAACUGCCAAACUGUCAAAAAGCUUGUUUUUUGCGAGUUUUUUUUUAUUUGUUUGUCGUAGUUUAAUACGUUCUUUUGUUUACAUUUCGGGUUUGGCCCAUAUACAUGGUUUUGCUUGAAAUUUUUAUGUUCGACUUUAAAGAUCGCUUGACUUUUUUACAUUGAAGUGAAGGAAAAGUUUGCCGUAAAGGAGUAGCGAAAACCUGUCAAAACUUUGUACUAAAAGAUUAUUGUGACUCUAAGGCUUUUUAGUCGAAAAUUUACAAACACAUUCACACCUCUGCGUGCCACAGAAGUCAUUUUGUUUGGAUCAAAAUCUGCUUUCUCUUUCUCGCAAAAGUUGUUUGUCAGGCGACUUAUAUCUGGUUUUUAAGGCCCGAUGACAGUUAUAAUAUUUCAUAGUGACAGCUCAGGCUCGAUCUUUGUUUGCAUCAGAACACUGUGACGAGGAGUUCGUCUUUUUGAGUUGAAUUAUAUUUUUUUUGCACUGGGCCUAGAAAGCCUUAUUGGAAAUGCCAACUUGAUUAGUGAGAUUUACCCUCUUCAUUCAUUUUAAGACCACCGUGCGGACGUACUACUAAAGUUUGGACAAAAAAUUCAAUUUUGCGUAAGAAUGAAGCAGGUAUUAUACUAUGACAAACAAACUCGCUCUUUUUGACAGUUUGUCAGUUUUCCUGCUUUGUUUGUUUGCAGAAACGUCAGCCAGCAUACAUUUUGAGUUGUUUGCGAAUUUGUCACAAACAAGUUUGCGAGUUUGGCAAACUGUCAAGCACGAAAAAAGGACAGUCUGUUUGUCAUAGUCUAACACCUGGUUGGGCAAACAAAAUGGCGGGUUUUCAUAAUCAACAUGGCGAUUGCACGAGGAGGUCGCACCAAAGAGACAAAAUGUAACAUAAGCUAGCCUAGCUUUGCAAACAAGAAAAUACCCACCAGUAAUGAGGAUUGUAGAACAAAAUGAUGUACACGACUUAGAAUUUAGUAGCGUAAACACAGACACAGAAACAAAGCAGUCGAGUUCAUUUGUUGAGAAUGUCACAACUGAAUUUUGAUAACAUUAACUUAUUUCCUAUUGUUUUAAUUGUGCAAAUGUAUUUCGUGAAUGUAUUAAGCAUGGGAUGUUUUUUAUUUGUUACCACUAUUAUCUUUAGAAACUUCCAAACAAUCAAAAAAAAACUUAAAUCGCGCAAAAGGCAACGCCCAACUGUAUUCAGAAGAACAAAAGACAUUAUAAAUGUUUAUUGGAGUUUUUUUCUUUUUUACAUAAAUAGUACGAAGCGAGCAGACAAUGCUUUAUAAUAACACUUAUCGUAGUUUGUAAUGUUUAUUCCAAGCGAAAGAAGGAGUAAAGCUAAAAUACUAGAGUUAUACCAACAAAACAAAACAAAAGCAUACAAAAUUCAACAACCAUACGAAGGCGUCGUCCAUGGAUUGCGUAACAAAAAAAAAGUGAAUCGAAUAUUUAAAAAAAACACAAAAAAUCUUCCCCAAGUUUCCCCAACAUUGUGCAAUGCUUCCCAUUAUGUAAAAAAUAAAUUGUAUUUGCUCGUGCAUCAGUGUUACGUUGAAUUUUGUAAGGCGACGCCGCCCCACGCGAGUAAAUCAGUAAAUAAAUGUGCCAAAAACAAAACAAACAAACAGCAAACACAAACUAGUAUGAAAAAAGACACAUCCUUUGUUCUCAUGCUCUCUUAUCUAUACCGAAUCAACAGUCUUGUCAGUCAGUCGUUUUAUGAUUAGUAGCUGUAUAAUCGAUAUUUACAAAACAAAGCAAGAAAAAAAAAGAAAAACAAACCUGUAUCUGUGUAAUAUUAUGGCAAACUUUAAAUACAAAACAAAAUAGUGUUCUAUGUAACAAUGGCACAACUCAAACAAAAAAGAAAAGAAAAAGAGAGAGAUAUCUAAUCUAGACAAGAUUCUCUUCCGCGUUAGAGCAGACACACCCACAUAGCAGCAGCAGCGUACCAUAACUCGUAGAGAGUAAAUAAAACAUAAAAAAAAAAACAAUGUUUCAUAAAUAUUUGCUAACUCACCACAUUUGACCAAUCUGGCGAAAAUACGACAUACAAAUGGCUACAAUAAAAACAUAUAGAAUCACCAGCAUGUUUGAGGUUGGCAAGAAAAAUAAAAACCUUGAAAAAAUAACCUGAAACAACAACAUAUUACUCAGCCAGCAAAAUUUUGCAAACCAAAAAAAUAUCAAUUCAACACUUACAAAGAAGAAGAACAAAAAAGAAGAGAUAAGCAGAAAACAUAAAUAAAAUCAGGCAUGUGUAUAAUACGAUAAAUUAAUAAAGAAAAAUUGAAAUAUG